This is a messenger RNA of Parathielavia appendiculata, 624 nucleotides long. RefSeq lists its product as uncharacterized. The coding region runs from base 1 to 624 and encodes 207 amino acids. Lineage: Eukaryota; Fungi; Ascomycota; Sordariomycetes; Sordariales; Chaetomiaceae. The record is from RefSeq and is a predicted model, not a curated record. The transcript is spliced from 7 exons.
AUGGACUUCCACGACAAGAAGGGCAAGUGCAUGAGGAAAGACGGGGAACAUGACAUAGAGAUCGUGCUCCCUUCUCACCCCGGCCCGAAUGAACCGGCACAACUCGGUACCGAGGAAGAACAGAAGUGGAAUGAUGAAGCCAUUGGAUUGGGCCUUGUUCUCCCGCCCAUGUCCGCGCUGGCCAGCCACCAGUCGCCUGCUAUCCUCCACAGUUCAGUCUGGCAUUACAUGCAGACGGUGGUCAUCGAACGAUCUGUGGGGGAGUUUAGGAACCCUGUCGGAUACGACCUGAGCAGUGUUACGCACGCCAAAUAUCAUGGCAUCGCACAACAAGUUGAAGCACCAAGCGGCCAGGUGACGGAGGGGUUUAUCCCCCAUACCGCUGCCGUGAACCAUGCGACGUCUCCUUCUUCGGCGGCCAUGAGCAACAUGCAUGCCCGAUUAAUCGAGUGGACGGCUGGGGUGGUUGUGGCGGAUGGUGAUAUUGGAGGGAAGGAGGGGCAGGAGGAGAAAUAUGGGACGGACGUAGGUGGCUCAGGGCGGAUGGAACUGCGGAGAGAACCGUGGUUUAGCGCGUCUGGGCCUCAUCCAGUCUGGGUUGACUUGUUCUCAGAUCGACUAUGA